Dipodomys ordii (Ord's kangaroo rat) is the source of this 2222-nucleotide messenger RNA. Its product is annotated as golgin subfamily A member 2-like. The record is from RefSeq and is a predicted model, not a curated record. The annotation marks the transcript as partial. The transcript has a single exon. Lineage: Eukaryota; Metazoa; Chordata; Mammalia; Rodentia; Heteromyidae. Gene Ontology annotation, cellular component: Golgi cis cisterna; Golgi apparatus; Golgi cisterna membrane. Gene Ontology annotation, biological process: spindle assembly; Golgi organization.
AUGUCUGAAAUAAGACUCCAUGAGAGAGCUGCAGGCAAGAAACUACUGCCAGAACACCGGCAGAAAAAUCCUCCCAUCAGACCUGCAACAUUCAAGAAAACAAAGAACACAGAAAAGGGAGGGAUCCCCAAGCCAAACACCACUGGGGAGUGUGAUUCAAGUCUGGGCAAAGGUGAUGCUUACCACGGGGCUCCCCUGCCUUUGGAAAAAGUCACAGCCACCAGAGUCCAGAGAAUCAAGGAUCCCAAUCCCACCAAGGAUGUGCAGAGGUGCUAUCCACCCAAGGUGCCUGCCCUGGACCGCAGCAAAAGAAGAAACGAGGUGCACUGUGCCAAGAUCCACCCAUUGAAGCAUGAAAAGUCAGACCUGCGGGAUCGACGGGAGAAAGAGAGGGAGAAGAUAUGCCAGGUGCAUGAAGCACUGAAAACAGACCUAGAGAUCCACAAGCCACCCAUACAGAGGUUGGAUUUGGCAGAAAGCAAUUUACAAUGUGCACCAGCCUACAUGCAGCAGGUAGCCAAUGACAGAGAAAUGGAGCAUGAAGCUCUCACCAGCCGCCCACAGGCUGCAGAGCGGCGCGUGGUGGAGCUGGAGAUGGCGGCUUCUGCGGUCACUGCAGCACAGAAGGAGGCUGAAAUGUUCUUCAAACAGCUGAAUGAUGUAACACUUCAGCUCGAGGAAAAGACCAGAAGCUUCAAUGACCUGGAACAAGUGAAUACAGAGUUGCAGGAGAAGCUGGAAGCACUCUGGACCCAGAGAAACAACAUGAAGAAGAGAAUCUGCAAGUUCCAACAAGCCCUGGCAGGGCGGGAGGUCCUGAAGAGACGACUGGACAAUCUGAGGUGGAUAGUGACCGCAGCAAAUCUUGAAAGAGACACCUUCGCAGAGGACCUGAGCAUUGAGAGGUCCGCACGGAAGGAAGAGGCCCAGCAGCUGACCCAGAGGGUGAACCAACUGACAGAGGAGAAGGAGCAAGUGUCAAGGCAGGUGCUAGCCCUACAGAAUGAGCUGGGCGAACUGAGAAGGAAGCGGGCAGAGUCAAGGCCCCCCACACGACCGUCUCAGGCCGAACGGCAGCUGCAGGCCCAGGCCUACAGUACACAGAUGGAGUUAAAAAACCUGAAGGAACAACUUCACAUCCAGGUCCAGGAAAACCAGAGGCUCCGUCUCCAGAAUGUGGAGCAACAGGAGCAACUGCGGAGACUGGAGGAGAAGGCCAAGGAUCGGCAGGAGAUCACAGAGAUCCCAGGAUUUACAUGUGUGUGUGACCCACAGCCAGAGGAACAGUUGGCCCUGCUGCAGGACUCUCUCCACAGGGUGAGCAGUGAGAAGGAGGGGCUCACCAGCAUCCUGGACUAUGAGCUGCAGGUGAAGAAACAUCUGCGGGAACAGCUGGACCAUGCAGAGGAGAAGAGAGAGGAAUGGAAAGAGGUGGCUGAGAGAGACAGCCAGGCGGCACAGGAGCUGCAGGAGUGUCAGUUGGCCCAGCUGCAGGAGGUCAGAGCCACGUGUGAUCUGCACAUCACUUCCAAUGAGCGGCUGCGCUCUGAGAAGGACGCCCUGCAGCAGCACCUGCAGAGGCAGACCCAGCUGCAGGAGCAGUUGAAGCAAGUGCAGGCCCCGACCAACUGGGGGGACCCGGAGGUGCCCCAAAAGUGGCAGGACACUAUCAAGUGCCUGGAAGUGACCAGACCACAGGAGGAGCUCCUGCAGGCCCAGCUGAGCAUCCUGGCUUUUCCUGGGGAAGGGGAAGGUGAGAGCCCUGGAGAAGCAAAAGGUGAGGACAUGAGUCUCCCCGACAUGACCAUCGCAGAGCAUGGAGACAUCCCCCAGACCGAGAGGGACGUGGAUCUGCAAGCACUCUCGGUGGCUGAAAUCCACAGGUGGAAGCUCCUGCCCCAGAAGCUGCAGGCCCGCUUGGGACUCCCAGCCCACCUGGCAGCUCAGUGCCAGAUUAAUCUGGAGCCACAGGCCAUCUGCCCUAUGAGCUGCCAACACAGCCUGUGUGCGGAUGGGAAGCAGGACACGAGGGCGUCCAUGAAGGAAAUCUGCUCCAUCUACCAUCUGCCUGAUGAAGUGGACUUCCAGAGUCCAGUGGAGGAGCUACACCAUCGAUACAGCCAGCUGUCAGCACACAUCCAGACCAUGGAGGAUUGCCUCCUGAAGUAUAAAGAACAGAUGCACAUCCUGGAUGUGCUUUGUCGGGAGAAAGCUGAGCACGA